AUGGAGUCGGAGGUGAUCAACUCACAAUCGCAUUUGGGUAUCAACCGGGCUGAAAAAUAUCGCGUCAAUUACCGAAGAGAAACCGUGUGUGCUCCACUCAUCACAGGGUCCAGGUUCGCCCGAGAUGUGAACGGAAGCGAAGCAGAGACUUUCGGGUGGGAAGACAACGUUCUGGUCAAGUAUCUAUAUGGGAACCUGCAAUCUCGGAAUUAUACGCAUAUCUAUAACAAGUAUGGACAGAACAUGCACACUGGAUAUGGCACUGGAGUCUACGUCUCAUUCGCCCACAGAACCGACAACUUCUGGACACCGAUAGAUGCGUUGGCCCUCGACCACAGGGAUAUCACACUGAUGUUCAUCGCACCCAACUCAGUCCUUCAUCUGCAACCAAAUGACGAUCCUGUUUUUGGAGCCAAUAUUCCUGUGGAUACUGAGGGUGGUACCACUUACUAUCAACCCGACCGAUACGUAAGCCCUAUUGCUUGUGCCGACAGGCAUGAGAUUUGCAAUCCCAAUAACGGCAUCUGCACUUCUCUGGUAGGAAGUGGCGAGAUUAUGUCUAGCGCGCGAGAAGAGCGUUUGGAGCUCGAUCCGGUACAACUGGCAACUGUAGAGCGACUGUUAUUCCAUCUUUCGAUAUCAUCAUUCUACCAUUUGAUAUGGACACGCACACAGAGCUUUCUCGAGGCACAAGAGUUGGUGGCGGAAUUGAUGCAGCUCAAAUUGCCUUCCGACCAGUGGAAGAGGGAGAUGGGACGCCUUUUCGCCGAUGCUCUGUCCAAGCUACAGCACCAAGUGACGGAGUAUGCCACGGGCCCCUCAAUUGCUGUGCCAGGAUCGAUCUUCAAAGCUUGGAAUGCCAGCGCAAACAGCUCGGAAGCCCAAGAGCAGGUACAAGUUGCACACGAAGCCAUGUGUAAGUCUCAGAUUACCAGGGAUGCCCAGGGGACACUCAACUUUUCCAUCUUGGGACUAUCGCUUCUACUAGCAGUGGGAUUCGUAAUUAUUGGACUCUCGUUUGUCCUGGAACCCACGACGAUCUUUCUGCAGAAGAAAUCAGGAUACGGAGCGACAAAAGCUAAGAGAUGGGAGCGAGAUGAAAAUCUGCAAGUCAUGCGCAUGCUGUUUGAGUUGAGAUAUGCGGGCAGAUGGAAGGGAAGAACGGACUCUUUCCCGACUACUGUUUCGAAGGACCGAUUCAGAUAUGAUGCGGAGUAUCUUGGAGAGGAGCAAAUGUACCAGGAAAUCCGGCACAAUGCAGGCGGUGUCAAGUCUUGA
Molecule: messenger RNA, 1278 nt
Organism: Colletotrichum siamense
Lineage: Eukaryota; Fungi; Ascomycota; Sordariomycetes; Glomerellales; Glomerellaceae
Exons: 1
Coding region: 1-1278 (425 amino acids)
Source: RefSeq, a predicted model, not a curated record